ACGCAGCCGUUUUGGGAAUCUCAUUGUGAUAAAAGCAGAUGAUCAGCUUCCUUGUUUGUUGGAUUUCCAUUUGAAAUUUAGGCAUCUGAUUCUGAUAUACAUCUAUUAGUUCUCGCUCAUUUUUUUGCCUAAUUCUCCUUCAUAUAAACAAGCAACUGAAGUAGUACUGGCUAGCUGUUGAUUUGCUUAUCCAACUCCGUAAUUGGAAAAAAAAGUGCAGGUGAUCUGAUCUUUCCUUGGAAUUUUGGAACGAACAAAGAAGAAGAAGAAAUAAAAGGAAAGAAAGAAAGAUGAACGACCUGAUGACAAAGUCGUUCACCAACUACGUGGAUCUAAAGAAAGAGGCUAUGAAAGAUUUGGACUUGGAAGCCGGGCAUCAUAACAAUGUGGAGAUGUCAUCCUCCACCACAAAUAUGCACACCGACCUUGGUCUGUUCCUGGAAGAGGCCGAGAAGGUGAAGCAGGAGAUGGCAUCUGUUCGCGACAUUCUCGUGCGUCUGCAGCAAGCCAACGAGGAGAGCAAGUCCCUCCACAAGUCCGAGGCUUUGCAAUCCUUGCGCAGCAGAAUCAAUGCGGAUAUUACGGCAGUGCUGAAGAAAACAAGGACCAUCAGAUCUCAGCUAGAGGACAUGGAUCGUGCCAACGCCGCCAACAGGAGGCUCUCCGCCUACAAAGAAGGCACUCCGAUUUACAGAACGAGGAUGGCGGUGACGAGUGGCUUGCGCAAGAAGCUCAAGGAGCUUAUGAUGGAUUUCCAGAGUCUGAGGCAGAGGAUGAUGAGCGAGUACAAGGAGACCGUUGGGAGACGCUACUUCACGGUCACGGGAGAGCAGGCGGAUGAGGAGGUGAUUGAAAAGAUAAUCUCGAAUGGGGGUGGGAACGGGGCAGAGGAGUUUCUGGGGAAGGCAAUACAGGAGCAUGGGAGGGGGAAGGUGUUGGAAACGGUGGUGGAGAUACAGGACAGGCACGACACGGCCAAGGACAUUGAGAGGAGCCUGUUGGAGUUGCAUCAGCUUUUCUUAGACAUGGCAGUAAUGGUGGAGGCUCAGGGGGAGCAGAUGGAUGAUAUAGAACACCAUGUGAUGAAUGCUUCCCACUAUGUCAAGGAUGGAACAAAACAUCUCAACACCGCCAAGGGCUACCAGAGGAGCAGCAGGAAGUGGAUGUGUAUCGGGUUGAUAAUUCUUCUGCUGCUCAUUCUCGUCAUCGUUAUCCCCAUUGCCACCAGCUUCUCUCACUCUUGAAUUCAAUUUUCUUUCAGUUUAGUACUACUACUAGCGUGUACUUUUGCUUCAAUUGCUUAGGUUGAGGCCUUGAGGAGGGAGGGGGUGGGGUGGGGUGGGGAGGGCCUUAACUGUUAAAAUGUUUGUUUCUUUAAUUUCCGGUGGAAAUAUGAUAUGAUAAAUAGUAUUAUCCCUU
This is a messenger RNA of Pyrus x bretschneideri (Chinese white pear), 1419 nucleotides long. Its product is annotated as syntaxin-related protein KNOLLE. NCBI's taxonomy places the organism in Eukaryota, Viridiplantae, Streptophyta, Magnoliopsida, Rosales, Rosaceae. The transcript is spliced from 2 exons. Gene Ontology annotation, cellular component: endomembrane system; plasma membrane; SNARE complex. Gene Ontology annotation, molecular function: SNARE binding; SNAP receptor activity. The record is from RefSeq and is a predicted model, not a curated record. Gene Ontology annotation, biological process: exocytosis; intracellular protein transport; vesicle fusion. The coding region runs from base 291 to 1244 and encodes 317 amino acids.